Molecule: messenger RNA, 993 nt
Organism: Paramecium primaurelia
Lineage: Eukaryota; Ciliophora; Oligohymenophorea; Peniculida; Parameciidae
Source: the annotation of a GenBank genome assembly
AUGAGAUAAAAUUAUUUUAGAUAAUAAAGAGGAUCUGCUACAGCAAAUUCUAAUGUAGUACCUCCACUUUAAAUUAAGAGAUAAUAAAGUACAAAUAAAAUUGCUGGAUAACCAUCAAUAGGGAGUCAUCUUAGACAAAUUAUGAAAUAAUAAUUUAUUCCCACUACUUCCACUAAUAAUAUGCAAAAUGAAAUAAUAAGAACACAAGAAACAUAAUUGUAAGAAGUACCAUUUGAAUUACAAGAUAUAAAAAUGUAUCAAAUUUUAAAGGUUCUUGGACAUGGUGCAACGGCAGAAGUUAAAAUGGCAAGGCAUAAACUGUUAGAUAUUGUUGUUGCUAUUAAAGUAUAUGGAAGUCAUGCAAAUACUAAUUUAUUAGAAUAAGAAGUUGUUAUAUUAUAACUUUUAUCUCAUCCAAAUAUAAUAAAGUUGUAUUAUUAGUUGAAAACAGAAUAAAAUAUAUAUUUGAUCUAAGAAUACUUUUCACCAAUGACUUUAGAUUCCUAUUUGAAAGGCAGAACAAUAAAAAGGUUAAGCGAAGACUAAGUUAAAAUCAUAGGCAAAUAAUUAACUAAUGCAAUAAUAUAUUUACAUAAUUUAAAGAUUAUACAUAGAGAUUUAAAAUUAGAAAAUAUAUUAAUAGAUCCAUAAACAAUGAAAAUUAAAUUGAUUGAUUUUGGUUAUUCCAUUUAGACAGAUAAAGAAUUAUCUAUUUAAUGUGGAACUCAUCAAUAUAUGGCUCCUGAAUUAAUUAAGUAAUAAAAUUAUGACAAUAAAGUUGAUGUUUGGGCAUGUGGAGUUAUUCUAUUUAGAUUAUUAACUGGUUUGUUUCCAUUUAAAGGAAAUAAUGAAAGUGAAUUAAAUAAAAAGAUUAUUGCUGGUAAAUUAGAAUUUCCAUCAUUCAUGAAUGCAAGUUCAAAAGCAUUACUUUAAGGAAUGUUAAAUAUAAAUAGCUAAUUAAGGACUUUGAUAGGUUCAGAAUUUCUUUAAUGA